Messenger RNA from Paramecium sonneborni, 2748 nucleotides. The record is from the annotation of a GenBank genome assembly. NCBI's taxonomy places the organism in Eukaryota, Ciliophora, Oligohymenophorea, Peniculida, Parameciidae.
AUGAAUUAAUCUUAAUUUUUGCAAACCUUAAACUUUGAUCCACUCCGAAGUCCACCAUUAAGAGAAAUUGCUUUAAGACAUCAAGUUUAUCUCAAUUAAUAGUUAGAGAGCAACUAUAUGCGGUUUAUUGAUCGAAUCCAAUGAUUAUUGUCAAUGCUGUGGUUUAGGAAUUCAUACUCAACCUAUAUCAUUAAAGGCAAAUAUUAUCAAUCUAGCUUUUUUGGGUUAAGGCAUACCUUUGUUUUAUAAUGUAACCUUUCUCAUUAUUUUACUAACAUUUAUAUUAUUCCUUAUUUUUGGUUUGCCUACAAUCAUUUUUAAUUUUUUAGCCAAAAAUUGUGUAGAACAAACUAAUAUAGCUUAUAGUAUAUUUAGUACAUAAGGUUGUUCUAAGAAUUGUCCAUUAGAAAAUGAUGAUUUUAAAUAAAUUCAACAAUUAGUAUCUUCAAGUGACUGUAAAUUAAUAUGUGGACAUUACUAGGAAUUAUGUUUGGGGACUUUAUUAGUAAAAAUGUCAUUUUCAAAUAAAUAAUUAGAUAAUUAGUUAAAACUCAUAUAAUCUUUAUUUGUAUUAGGAUCUGUGAUUUUUAUAAAGAUUUAUUUAGUAUUUAUAAGGGAAAAGUAAAGAAUUAUUGAAGCAGAAUGUGAUUAAGAAUUGAUAUCUCCUUCAGAUUUUACAGUUAUGUUGAAUCAUCUACCAGAAGAAGAUUAUAAUGAAAAAGAGUUAGCAAAUGCAUUAGAAUAAUAUUGUUAGAAAAUUGACAAAUAAAAUAAAUAUGAAGUAAUUAAAAUUAAUAUAGCAUAUGACAUUAAAUCUUUUGUGCUUAAAAGUAGAGAAAAAAUUAAAUUAGAAAAAAUAUUAUAGAAAGAACAAAAAUAAUAUAUGAAAAAUUAAAAAUACAAAAGAAGUAAAUUAGAAAUUGAAAAAAUAAAACUUAAUCUAGAAUAAUUGAAAAAAGAAUUAACUGAUAUAGAAUAAGAAAUAGAAAAUGGAUCAUAUAGAAAAACUACUUCAGUUGCAUUUAUAACCUUUUAAACAAAAUAAUGUAUAUUUAUGAUUUAUUUAGAAUUAUAAAAAAUAAUACAAUAAACAAAGUUAUCAUAUUGGGAAUAACUACUUUUACAUGUUAGGAGAUUAAUUUAAAAUAAGGAUAAAAGAGGAUUCUAUUUUAAGAAUAAAUUAAUAUCUAUUUAGAGAGCACCAGAACCAGAUGAUAUAUUUUGGGAGAAUUGUGGUAUAGAAAAUUCAAUAAAAAUCAAAAGAAAAUUUAUUAGUUGGUUGGUAGUUGUUAUAUUAUUGGGAAUAUCAUUUGCUACACUUUAUGGACUUGAGAAUUUACAAGUAAUUAUUAUAAUAAUAUAUUUUAGAAUAAAUAUCUUUCAAAUGAUUUAGAUUUUAUAACAAAAACAUCUAUAUCUUUGUCAAAAUCUUUAAUAAUUACAAUAGUAGAUGCUUUAAUUUAUUAUUUCAUUACACUUUUAGCAAAUCAUGAAAGACAUGUAACAAAAACUCAUUAAGAUACUUCAGUUGCUUAGAAAUUGUGUUGUGUAUAAUUUGUUAAUUCUUGUUUUCUUUUACUUUUAAUACAUUUAAUAAUUGCUGGAUAAGAUGGAGAUUUUAUGGAAAAAUCAAAAUUUGCAAUAUAAAAAUAAGGAGGUGUUGCUGAUGAUCUGCUUUUUGUUUGCUGUAUGAAUGCUUUAUUCACUCCUUUUACUGCUUUUUUCAAUCCAGUUUAUUUUAUCAAAAAAUUAUAAUAAAUAUUUAUUGAAACAAACAAGAAUUUAAAUUAAUUAGAAGCUAAUAAAUUAUUUGAAGGUCCUUAAGUAUUAUUAUAUGAUUAAUAUGCAUUUGUUUAUAAGACAACUUGGAUCACUUUAUUUUUAGCUCCAUUAACUCCAAUAUGUAUUUUUAUAAAUUGGAUAGGAUUAUCUUUAUAUUAUUGGAUUUAAAAAUAUUUAUUAUUAAGAAGAAAUAGUAAACCUCCAUUUUAAAGUAGUCAUUUAGAUAGAGAAAUGAUUACUCUAUUAGAUUUAAGUCCUAUAUUAUUGGCUGGUAUUUAAUUUUGGAUAGAUGAAAUCUAUGUUUCUAAUUAUUUAAGUCAUAGUAUAAAUAUUGGAACUUUAGUAAUAGCAGGAUUAGAAUUGAUAUUUCCAUCUUAUAGAAUUCAUUAAAUUUUAUAUAAAAAUUAAUUAGAUGAUGUUGAAAAUUAAAGAUAUAGUGAUGUUCAUUUUCGAUUCCCAACAGAUUAUGAUAGAACUAAUCCUUUAACUAGUGAAUAAGCAACUUAAGAAUUUAUUAAAAAGAAAUUUUAAUAAGUUAAUGGAUCUUUGACUUUUGCUCGACAUUCUAGAAAACAUUCAACAAAAAGAUCUUUAAGAUAAUAUGUUCUAAAAGGAAUCUAAGAUGUAAAUAUAAAUAAAUCAAGAAUAAAAAUACUUAAAAAGAAACUUCAAACUGCUUAUAAAUUAAAAUUAUUCUAAAAUGUUUAAAUUUAAUAAGAAACUAAUUAUAAAGAAUCUGAUCAUGAAGACUCAAUUAAUACUUUUAAUUUCCCUAUUUAUCAAAGAGCUCCAAAUUAUAAUUUUUCUAGAGUAAUAAAUCAGUUUCCUAAUUAUUCCUAAUAUAAUUCUGAUCUUACAAAUAGAAGUAGUUCUAUUUCUUCAACUAGAUAAUUAAAUGCAUAGAAAUAUUAAUUAACAACAAAAAGAACUUCUUAAAUCUAAUCUUUUAGAAUUCAAUUAUAAUGA